Molecule: messenger RNA, 1246 nt
Organism: Diorhabda carinulata
Lineage: Eukaryota; Metazoa; Arthropoda; Insecta; Coleoptera; Chrysomelidae
Exons: 6
Coding region: 1-1230 (409 amino acids)
Source: RefSeq, a predicted model, not a curated record
AUGGUGCGGCCGACUGAGAUUGACGCUAAUUUUUUUGAAAAUAUUACUUUACAAUGCCGUUUUUGCGAUGAAAAAGACGAUGGACAGCCAAAAAAUUGGUAUAAAGCAGAUACAUUACAGAAGGAACCUUCCGAAAUUAUCCCCGAUAUGGAAAAUGAACCAGAAUUAAACAAGGUAGUUAUACAUAGUGAUCGCAGUUUGAGUAUUCACAAUUUCACUGAAGAAGAUGGCGGACUCUAUUUUUGUAGAAUAUAUGGAGAAAAUGAAGUUAAUACAGAAUUCAACUAUUUUGUUGACGUCGUAGAUGAAACAUUUGCAGAUAUAGAAUCAGGAAAUUUGUCUGAUUGGAAACAGUACUAUGAAGAAUUGUUUGCUCCUAUCAACAAACUUUUUAAAGAAUCGAAAGGGCCAGAGGCUGUUCGCGUAAGAGAUGAAUUAAAAAUAUCCAUGGAAAUAAUGACCGAUUGGCAGCGGUGGAGUAAAUGUGUGUGUGAUAAACCGGGUGGUAAACGAGUGAAAACCCAAAAAGGAGUUUGCAGAAUCAAAUUUAGAACGGAAUUAGAAAACAACACUAUUAAGUAUGAUAAGGAUAUGUUGUUUUUGAAGGUUGGCGAGAUUUCUUGCAGAUCCAUCAGAUUAAGGAAGUUUUUUCCCGAUAUAAGCAAUCGAACAAACGUAAUACCUGACUUCAUCCUUUCGGAAAAUUGUGAGGAAACGUGCAGCCCUGAUAAAGACGGAGCCAACGUCGGGUGGAAAGUAGGUAAAACGAAGGGAUAUAAAUAUAAGAAGACGUUUGUAUUGAUGGAAAAAUCUCAUUUAACAUUGAUUUGUCCGGAAUCAACUUUGGACAAUAAAGUAGUGUGGACAAAAAGAGGAAAAACUAUCAAAGUUGGAGAUACAAGUUAUCCCCAUAUGUACGUCGAUUCCUUCAAUACUCUGUAUUUGGUAAACAUGACGACAGCUGAAGAGAGUAAUUAUACCUGUCAAGUCGAUGAUAUACAGAUGCAGAGAAUUGUCAUACAUAUUGUUAGCAAAUCUAAAUUUUUAUCCGGAGAACUUGUAAGGCACUUGGGUUAUCUUGGUUUCGUUUUGCUUUUGACGGUGCCCUGUUACUGUGCUGGUUUAGUAGUGACGUGGUGGCGGAGAAGGUCGUUCCAAACUUAUGAGGAUUAUAUGAAAGAAAAAAGAAAAAUUCCUUAUCAGGAUGAUGAAAGCGAAACUUUGUUAUAAUAACGAAAAUAAAGAA